Messenger RNA from Paraphaeosphaeria sporulosa, 1217 nucleotides. Its product is annotated as CDK-activating kinase assembly factor. The record is from RefSeq and is a predicted model, not a curated record. Gene Ontology annotation, cellular component: transcription factor TFIIH holo complex. Bases 188 to 1123 code for a protein of 311 amino acids. Gene Ontology annotation, molecular function: cyclin-dependent protein serine/threonine kinase activator activity. Gene Ontology annotation, biological process: nucleotide-excision repair; regulation of transcription by RNA polymerase II; positive regulation of cyclin-dependent protein serine/threonine kinase activity. NCBI's taxonomy places the organism in Eukaryota, Fungi, Ascomycota, Dothideomycetes, Pleosporales, Didymosphaeriaceae. The transcript is spliced from 3 exons.
CUACGCAACGUUGACGCAUAGGCUCUUGUGAUAACGUUAGAGGCACCAGACCCGUCAUAGUGAAGAGGAACGGGCAAGGAAUACUCCACCUUCCCAGGUAAAGUGAUCGGGGCUGGCUUGCUUUGAUAUUCCGCACCCACCCCAAGCUCUCCGGCCGCUGCACCUCCAGCAUCCUCCCGCCACCACCAUGUCGAGGGCCGCGCACGCGCCCAGCGCGUCCACCAAGCGGGCUGGCGAAGACGAUGACAUUUGCCCAGUAUGCAAAUCGUCGCGCUACCUCAACCGAUACAUGCACUUUCUGGUGAAUCCGGAGUGCUACCACAAGAUGUGCGAGUCGUGCGUCGACCGCAUCUUCUCUCACGGGCCCGCGCCGUGUCCCAUUGCAGGUUGUAAGAAGACGCUGCGGAAGGCGAGAUUCCGCACACAGACCUUCGAAGAUCUAAAGGUGGAGAGAGAGGUGGAUAUCCGGCGGCGCGUGGCUAAGGCUAUGAACAAAGAAGAAACUGAUUUCGAGACGCUCCGGGACUACAACGACUAUCUCGAAGAAGUCGAAGAGAUCACCUGGAAUCUCAUUCUAAAGGUUGACGUCGAGCAAACAGAGCGCCGCUUGCGCCGCUUCGAGGAAGCCCAAAAGGCCGAGCUCAACCCCAACGCAGUCCGCCGCUCUGUCGACGCUGGACCAGACACCUCGACCCUAUCGGAAACUUCACACGUCAUCCUUAAGAAAGGCGGCGCACAACGCAAGGCUCAGAACGUACCCUCAGGGAAUAUGCCGAUCCCUGAAGACGAAACCGGCUUCAGUUUCCGCGGCCUCAAGAAGCGGAAAGCGCCAGAACCAGAGAAGGUGUUCGAUCCAACAAGCGGGUGGAGCGUGGACCCAACGUAUUACAACGUGAAAGACGAGUACGACCACAAAUUCUUCGCGGUCAAACACGAGCCCAGGUUCUACGCCUUCGGAUACAAAGCGCCGGAAUACUACAGCCAUGCGCUGCGCGAUGCUUUUGGAGGUUUGGGCGUAUUCCUUGAAGAUGACCGCACGAGUGAGGAGAUGGACUUCGGCACGCAAGCCGCUGCAAUCGCAGUGGGAGGAGGCAGGGAUGUGGACAUGAACGACGUGUUUUGAUAUACAUGAUACCCCGGCUCUGGCCUUGUUCAUUACAUUGGGCGGCGUUCUCGAUAUUAGAAUCGAGCCAAGCUCAGACUCGGUUCGAUUAGUG